Triplophysa dalaica is the source of this 2052-nucleotide messenger RNA. It is a transcript of the gene kctd13, whose product is annotated as potassium channel tetramerization domain containing 13. Gene Ontology annotation, cellular component: Cul3-RING ubiquitin ligase complex. Gene Ontology annotation, biological process: negative regulation of Rho protein signal transduction; protein ubiquitination; protein homooligomerization. The coding region runs from base 236 to 1231 and encodes 331 amino acids. Gene Ontology annotation, molecular function: ubiquitin-protein transferase activity; protein binding. The transcript has 7 exons. Lineage: Eukaryota; Metazoa; Chordata; Actinopteri; Cypriniformes; Nemacheilidae. The record is from RefSeq and is a predicted model, not a curated record.
CACUCUUCGCAAGGGGAAGCAGCCAUUGUCUGUCAACCCACAACAACAAGAAAGAGGAAGACAGUUUUGGCCCGAGAAACAAGAGGACAUUAUGAUCUGGUGAAAAACAUGAUAGGAUUAUUGUUGUAGAUGUAAUCGUACAUCGCGAUUACUCUGCAUUUUGUGCACCUCGUCGUGAGAGCUUUCGCUAAGCAGCUCGGCAGAAGAGAAGCAGGGUUUGAUUUGCAGUCCUCUGAUGUCUGCCGAAGCGUCUGGUUCAUCUGGAGGGACUGUGGUGAACGUGACCGGUUCUGCCGCACAGUCCACUAGCCAUGCUGGCGAAGAAAAGCCUGAGAGGAGCCUGACCAGCAGUAAGUAUGUGAAGCUCAAUGUGGGAGGUACUCUCCAUUACACCACUGUCCAGACGCUCAGCAAGGAGGACAGUCUGCUCAGGAGCAUGUGCGAUGGGAGCACCGAGGUCACCAUAGACUCAGAGGGGUGGGUUGUGUUGGACAGAAGUGGGAGACACUUUUCCCUGGUGCUGAACUUCCUGCGGGACGGGACAGUUCCUUUGCCAGAGAACUCACUGGAGCUGGAGGAGGUGCUGAAGGAGGCACAAUACUACAGGCUUCAGGGCCUUGUGCAGCACUGCCUUACCACCUUACAGACACGCAGGGACAACUGCUGGGGAUGUCACAUUCCUAUGAUCACUUCGGCCAAAGAGGAGCAGAGGAUAAUAGCCACCUGCAGGAAGCCAGUGGUGAAACUGCAAAACAACAGAGGGAACAAUAAAUAUUCCUAUACCAGUAAUUCAGACGAUAACCUCCUGAAGAACAUCGAGUUGUUUGAUAAGCUGGGGCUGCGUUUUAAUGGCAGAGUGCUGUUCAUUAAAGACGUGCUGGGAGACGAGAUAUGCUGCUGGUCUUUCUAUGGCGAGGGACGCAAGAUUGCUGAAGUCUGCUGUACCUCCAUUGUUUAUGCCACUGAAAAGAAACAGACCAAAGUUGAGUUUCCAGAAGCACGUAUCUUUGAGGAAACACUCAACAUCCUGAUCUAUGAAAAUGGUCGUGGUUCAGGUUCGGGAAGCAUGGCCCUGCUGGAAUCAGGGGGUGUCUCAUCAGGUGUUGGCCAAUCAGAGGAGGAUGGGGCAGGGAUAGGGGGCGGGGACAGACGGGUGAGACGUAUCCAUGUGCGGAGGCACAUUAUGCAUGAUGAAAGGGGUCAUGGACAGCAGACUGUCUACAAAGACUAAACAUUUAAAAGGUACAAAGAAGCAGAGAAAUUGUCAUUUAGGAGAGUGGAGGCCUUCCAGUACUAGGGUCCUGUGAACAGGUACCAAUGUUAAUAAAAAAUGGGAAUAACUUUAGUUUAACUUUGAUACAUUUAAUACUGCACUGAAAGGGUGGGGGAGGGGUUAUAGGCUAGUUUAGAAAUUGUCCUAAAAUUGCCACAGUGUGGUUCAAUUGCUUACUUGUCCUUUUUUUUACAUUUAAUUUAUUAUUCAAUUAAUUUAUUGUCCAGAUGUUUCACUUUUUAUUUUAAAAAUGUGAAGUUCAUUUCUGUUUUGCCUGACCAUGUAAAAGUGUUUAAUGGUAAGCUGUGAUGUAUGUGUUUGAAUGACCGGGUGAGUGGUACUUGGUGGAAUUGUAAUAUUGUACAGAUUGGUCAGAUAUUCUGUGAAACUGACAAAAAUGUGCACAACUAAUUGUUACAGCCAUAAACAUAAUGGUGGUGGGGUGGAUUUAAAAGUCUUAAACGCAAACAUUGUUUACACAACUGUCGCAUAAUUGAUUUGUUUGGGCAAGAUGACACAAUAUAAGAUUAUUGUCUUGUAACUUAAUUUUCAUGGCUAUGAGAUGAUGGUAAGAGUAUUUUUUUUAAUUUAAGGUAUAACCCAUUUUUAAACUAAUCUGUAUUGACUAAUGUAAGCCACAAAUGCACGCAUUUCCUGCUUAAAACGCUGCCAAUGGAACUAAUACGCAGAAUGACGUACACAUAUUGUGACGGCAUGUUACUCAAAAUGAAUGAACAAUUUGUUAACAUUUUCAAAUAAAAUUGUUAUUUUUCUUGAAA